Pestalotiopsis fici W106-1 is the source of this 3489-nucleotide messenger RNA. RefSeq lists its product as uncharacterized. Gene Ontology annotation, cellular component: cytoplasm. The transcript is spliced from 4 exons. Gene Ontology annotation, biological process: actin cytoskeleton organization; signal transduction. Lineage: Eukaryota; Fungi; Ascomycota; Sordariomycetes; Amphisphaeriales; Sporocadaceae. The record is from RefSeq and is a predicted model, not a curated record. Bases 1 to 3489 code for a protein of 1162 amino acids.
AUGGGCCCAGAUUACGGAGGCGGUCUGGGAGGAGGGGACCCUGCCCAUGGUCAUGAAGGAGCCUACCAACUCGACCACGAUAGAUCCCUCAUGACCCCGAGUCCCUCUUACCAGAAUGGCGCAUUUCAGCCGCCCACCCGGGCUCCCGCCCGAGAAGCUUCCCCGGCCCUGAGUUCGACUAGCACUAAUGAUCCUCGUAAGAGCUCUGAACGAAACCGAUCCAGGGGUCGCGGCCGGACUACGAGUGGUCAGGUUCGCGUCUGCCACAAGUGCGGCGAACCUCUCACGGGCCAAUUUGUGCGAGCUUUAGAUGGUACCUUUCACCUGGACUGCUUCAAGUGUCGUGACUGCGGCUCGAUAGUCGCAUCUAAGUUCUUCCCUGCAGAAGACGAGGAGGGCGGCGGUCAAUACCCUUUGUGCGAGACUGACUACUUCAGACGCCUCGGCUUGCUCUGCCACCAGUGUGGAGGUGCACUGCGAGGCUCAUACAUCACUGCGCUCGACCGAAAGUACCACGUCGACCACUUCACCUGUUCAUUAUGCCCGACAGUCUUUGGUGCUCAGGAUAGCUACUAUGAGCACGAUGGCAACGUGUAUUGCCGUUAUCACUACUCGACACAAUUUGCGCAGCGGUGUAAUGGCUGUCAUACAGCCAUCUUGAAGCAAUUCGUCGAAAUCUUCCGCAACGGGCAGAACCAACACUGGCACCCCGAAUGUUACAUGAUUCACAAGUUCUGGAACGUUCGCCUUGGUACGGAAGAUAGCAAUGAAGACCCGCCUGAGGAGCUCGACGAGGCAGGCCGCGAGCUCGUCCGUACUGAAGAAGAGAAGAUGGAGGAGAAGGUCUACCGCAUAUGGAGUGUUCUCUCUGCGUUCGAAGAGUCAUCUGCGGCUUGCAUCUCAGAUAUGCUCUUGCAUGUGAGCAAUGGUGCCUUUAUUGAUGGCAUCCUUACGGCCAAGAGGUUCAUUAUGCAUGUGGAUAUCUUGUUUCAAGCCGCUGACAAGCUGGACGACAGCAUGAAACAAGUUGACAUGAAAGGUCUGUCCUACAGCAGAGAGGCCAAACUCCUUUGCAAGAAGAUUGUCUCCUUUUUCUCCCUUCUGUCAAAGACUCAAGAAGGCGGUGUCCGACAAUUGGGCGUGACCCAGGAACUGCUGUCACUAGUCACGGGCUUGGCGCAUUACUUGAAGCUCCUCAUCAGGAUCUGUUUGCAGGGUACGCUCAGAAUCGAGAGGGAUCAUAACUCUCAGGACGCCUUGUACCAAUUUCUCGACGACCUCAGCGUGAUAGAAACUACUAAGAAUGAGGACAACACGCUUCAGAUCAGCGUGGGCAUGGCUACGCUGUCUGCCAACGACUCAGAUCAUUGCACCGCAUGUCGCAAGCCCAUUGAGAGCGAAUGUGCUCUAAACGGAGACAAGCGAUGGCACCUGGCCUGCGUUAUCUGUACCGAAUGCGGCCAGGAAUUGGGCAACGACUUGGCAAAUGCGCAGUUGCAACGUGAUCUUCGCAUCCUAUGCACGCCAUGCACCCGCCAGACGGGAGGCGAGACGAGCAAGCCUUUUGAACGGAUUUCGAGACUUCAGCAAUAUAUAUUCCUCCUCAAGGUUGCUCUGGCUCGACUUCUGGGCCAGCUACGCAAGAGUGGCGCAAUUCCUCCUGCAGGCGAGGAUCCCAGUGCCUGGGACUCGCGCAAUGGAAAUCAGUUAACAGCUGACAGAAGUGGCGUGCCAAUGUUGACGUCGGAUUCGCGUUCCAAGUCUUAUGCUGGGGCGGAACGGGACCGUCAUCAGCGAGAGUCGUCCUACGAGAGCACUCUUAAUGAUGUGCGUCGGCUGAGGAGUACACGACUAGAUAAGCAUCUAUCAUCGAGUCUGCGAAAAGCCCGCGGAUCCAGGAUAAUCGACGGUCCCGGCGGCCCUGGAGCUGAUGGUAACAAUUUCAGAGACCGAGAAAUGCAGAUUGAUGAGGAUCCUGGACUAGGCGGUUCGACAGAACAGUACUUUGGCCAUCAGGAUGCCUUGACCCUGGACGACAUUCCGCGAAUUGUUGCUGCAGAACAGGCCAAAGAGAAGCAGCCCGGCGCGUACACUAGAAAUUCGCGCCAGGAGCUGUUCCGAUCACCAGCCACACAUCCCAACUUGGGCACUGGUCAUCAGAGAUCGCAGUCCGACGGAAGAGGCGAUGAAUUGAAGCUUCUCCCGCAACCAUCACCACAGCGAAUAGGUCGCAAGUUUUUCUCGGAGCUGUCUGGCCUCGAAUACUUCAUUGUGCGCCAUGUCGCCGUUCUCACAAUGCAACCUUUACUGGAUCCAGAGUUCACCUUGGACGAUCUACUUUCGUUGAUUGAGGCUAGAAAGCAGCCUACCUUCUGGAAUAAGUUUGGCAAGGCUUUUGCCGGCAAAGACCAGAGGAAGGGCUUCAAGAAGAAGGGCAUUUUUGGUGUUCCUUUGGAGAUCAUCAUUGAGAAAGAUGGUGCCGAUUCGACAGAUGGCGUGGGCCCUGGAGCCCUGCGGAUUCCAGCCAUUAUUGAAGACACGAUUACAGCCCUCAAGAACAAGGAUCUCUCGGUUGAGGGUGUCUUCCGAAAGAACGGAAACAUCAAGAGACUCACGGAGCAAGUUGCUGCAGUGGACAGAGACGGGUGUGACGCCAUCAAGUGGAAUGACGAAUCGCCUCAUCAGCUGGCUGCGCUGCUGAAGAGGUAUCUUCGCGAGCUGCCUGAUCCACUGAUGACGCAGAAAUUGUAUCGUCUUUGGAUUGCCGCGACCAAGAUCAAGGAUGACGAGAAGAGAAGACACUGCUUGCAUCUGACGUGUUGCUUGCUACCAAAGAUUCAAAGAGAUACGCUCGAAGUGCUCUUCAGCUUUCUCAAGUGGGUGUCGACUUUCCACCAAGUUGACGAGGACACUGGUUCGCGCAUGGAUAUACACAAUCUCGCCCGAGUCAUGGCACCAAACAUUCUUUACUGCGCCCAGAGCGGGCCAAGUUUCUCGGAUGAACCAAUGACAGCAGUGUCUUGUGUUGAGGAGCUAAUCCAAUGGAAUGAGGAGAUUUGCAUGGUUCCGGAUGAGCUUAUGGAUGUUCUCGGCGACUCCUCAUUAUUCAACGGCAAUGGGGAUAUCUCGACAAAAGAGAUCCUCAAGCGCAUUGGCGACAGAUCGGCUGGUGGCCCUAGGCAAUACGACACAGAACUUGUCAAUAGACAGGACAAUUCAAGACCUAUGCCGACGAGGGUUGACACGGAUCCAACGCUGUGGCAUCAGGAGCGCAGUGUCCGCCCUGUUCAGGACCCAAAUGUGCCUUAUACUACAAACCCAGGAACUCCUCCGCAAAAGUGGCGGAAUCCUGACCACAGGUCUUCGCCUUAUGGAGACCAAUACGAAGGCGAUGCAUCACAGCCAGCUGAAAAUGGUCAGCGCCGCGAGUGGCGGAAUUCGACAGGCUUUGGUGUUAAGAACAGCUCUGUGCCUGCUGGCUCCGGCUGA